Gryllus bimaculatus (two-spotted cricket) is the source of this 1134-nucleotide messenger RNA. The record is from the annotation of a GenBank genome assembly. Lineage: Eukaryota; Metazoa; Arthropoda; Insecta; Orthoptera; Gryllidae.
UAUGGUGUCUUUUUUAACUUAUUGGAGCGUAAAGUUUGGCGUUAUAAUCAGGAUUCGAAAAGGUCCUAUAGGUGGGUAUAUAGGAAUCUUCAGCCCUUUGCUGAUGCUAUUAAGUUAUUUUGUAGGGAACAAACUUAUCCUAUGAUGUCUAAUUAUUUAAUUUAUUUUUUUUUGUCCAUUGCUGAAACGAAUCGUACUCCUUUUGAUUUUUCUGAAGGUGAGUCUGAGUUGGUAUCGGGUUUUAGUGUUGAGUAUAGAAGAGGUGGAUUUGCAUUAAUUUUUAUUGCUGAAUAUUCAAGAAUUUUGUUUAUGAGAAUAUUAACUAUUUUAAUUUUUUUGGGUGGGAUUUAUUUUCUUUAUUAUUUUAUUUUAUAUUGGUUUUUAUAUCAUUUGUUUUUAUUUGGAUUCGAGAUAGUAAUGGUAGAUAUUACGAAAUUAAUAAUUAUGGUUUUAGCAGUGUUAAUAUUUUGUUAUUUUAGUGGUAUUUGGAUUUAUUGUUCUAAGCGGAAGCAUAUAUUAAUUAUUUUGUUAAGUUUAGAAUAUAUGGUAUUAUUUACUUUUUUAUUAAUAUUUUUGUUGGGAGAAUUUCAGAAUGAGUUGUAUUUUUCAAUAAUUUAUUUGGUAUUUGCGGUUUGUGAAGGUUCUUUAGGACUUGGUAUUUUAAUUCUUUUAUGGUAUUACGAUGUUAAAAUUUAUUAUAAUAUUCUUGUUUAUGAUUCCUCUUUUUUUAAAAUGGAAUAUUUUGAUGAAUGGUUCAGUUUAUAUUUUUUGAUAUAUCUGUUAAAUUUGAAUGGAAAUAUUGAAGGUUUAAGUUAUAUACUACGAUAUGAUUUAUUAUCUUAUGGAUGGGGUUACCAGCCCGAACGUGUUCAGGCUGGUAUUUAUUUAUUUUAUACAUUGUUAGCUUCUUUACCUUUAUUAAUUGGUUUAUUAAAAUUUUAUAUAGUGAAUGGAACUUUAUAUUUAUAUGGAUUUUGGGGUGAUGAGGCUCAUGUUGAGGCUCCUAUUUCUGGUUCUAUAGUGUUGGCAGGGUUGGUAUGUUUACGUCAGGUGGAUUUGAAAUCAUUAAUUGCUUAUUCAUCUGUUGUACAUAUAGGAAUAGUUUUAGGUGGUUUAAUGACUCUAAAUUCUUGA